GUCCCAACAGACAUUUCACUGAAAGCCUAGAUCUUCUUAUCUCCUUCAAAAAUACUCCAUUAAAUCCGCAGUACUAUCUUCACAAAUCUCCGCAACCUUUGACACAACAUAUCUGAGCAUUGCUAUCUGUUCAAACCUCCCCAAUCGCCAAUCUCCUCCACCAAGCUCCGUUAUCCUCUUUGCUUCACAGUCUCAACCAUCAUCGACCUCCCAAAAGAGAAGUUGCAACCUUUGGGGUAAGAUAGAAAACAGGGCUCUUGAUUAGAAAUAGGCGGGGGUCGUUGAUUUCGAUGCAGAUGGGUCUUUUGGAUCUGCUCGUCUUCUCUGUCCCGCUCCUCGCACUGUGCGGUGCGGAGUUUUCGAGCAAGGUCGGAGUCAACUACGGCCAGUUGGGGAACAACCUCCCGUCGCCGGCCCGGUCCGUCCGGCUCAUCAAGCACCGGCUCAAGGCCCAGCGCGUCAAACUCUACGAUGCCAACCCGAGCAUCCUCCGAGCCCUUAAGCACACCGACAUUCGAGUCUCCGUCAUGGUCCCGAACGAGCUUAUCAACGCCAUCGCCGUCAACCAGACGCUUGCCGACUCGUGGGUCGGGUCCAACGUGGCGCCCUUCUACCCGGCGACCAAGAUUCGGUACCUCCUUGCAGGCAACGAGAUCCUCAGCUCCGCGGACAACACGACUUGGUUCAACCUCGUGCCGGCGAUGCGAAAGGUCAAGAUCGCCCUGAAGAGGCACAGGGUCCUCAAGGUCAAGGUGGGGACCACGCUAGCGAUGGACGUUCUCGCGUCGUCGUACCCGCCUUCGAGCGGCUCGUUCAGGCCCGACGUGUCGGACCGUGUCAUGAAGCCGAUGCUGCAGUUCUUGAACCGGACCAAAUCCUUCUUUUUCCUCGACGUGUACCCGUAUUUUCCCUGGUCCUCCGACCCGAAGACCAUCGACCUCGACUACGCAUUGUUCGAGUCCAAGAACGUGACCGUGACGGACCCAGGGACGGGCCUGGUCUACACGAACCUUUUCGACCAGAUGGUGGACGCGGUAAUAUUUGCGAUGAAGAAACUCGGGUACCCGGAUAUCCGGGUCUGGAUCGCCGAGACGGGCUGGCCCAACGCCGGCGACUGCGAUCAGAUCGGCGCCAACAUCUACAACGCCGCCACGUACAACCGCAACGUGGUCAAGAAGCUCUCGGCCCGACCGGCCAUAGGGACACCGGCUCGACCCGGUUGGGUCCUGCCCUCCUUCAUAUUCGCGCUCUACAACGAGAACCAGAAGCCGGGUCCGGGGACGGAGCGGCAUUUCGGGCUGUUGUACCCGAACGGGUCGUUCGUCUAUGAGAUCGAUCUCAGCGGAGAGACGCCGGAGAGGGAGUACAGGGGGGGCUUGCCGGCGCCGACGAACAACGAGCCGUACAAGGGGAAGAUAUGGUGCGUGGUGGCGAGGGGAGCGAACCGGAGCGCGUUGGGGUCGGCACUGUCGUACGCGUGCUCGCAGGGGAACGGGACGUGCGGGCCGAUCCAACCGGGCAAGGCGUGUUAUAGACGGGGUUCGCUGGUCCGGCGGGCGAGCUACGCAUUCAGCUCGUACUGGGCCCAGUUUAGGAAGGCGGGCGGGUCUUGUUACUUCGAUGGGCUGGCCACUCAAACCAUCAAAGACCCAAGUUACGGAUCCUGCAAGUUCCCUGCGGUGACUCUUUGAAGAACUUCCGCCGGCCAGAAGAGGUGAUACCGUGGUCUCUGUUUCUCCAACACCGUCACGUAGAAUAAGAAUUGUUCAGCUCAUUCUUUCAGUACUCGGGCGCUUCUUCACUUCCGAAGGCACUGCACAUUUUUCUUGGAACAACU
Messenger RNA from Rhodamnia argentea, 1837 nucleotides. Its product is annotated as probable glucan endo-1,3-beta-glucosidase A6. The record is from RefSeq and is a predicted model, not a curated record. Gene Ontology annotation, molecular function: hydrolase activity, hydrolyzing O-glycosyl compounds. Lineage: Eukaryota; Viridiplantae; Streptophyta; Magnoliopsida; Myrtales; Myrtaceae. The transcript is spliced from 3 exons. The coding region runs from base 291 to 1691 and encodes 466 amino acids. Gene Ontology annotation, cellular component: plasma membrane. Gene Ontology annotation, biological process: carbohydrate metabolic process.